AUGCAUAAUCAAAGUGGUACGGCGCCAAUGCAGCCGUCAAUGAUGGUUAAUUCACGUAUGCCAGUGGCAACGACAGGUUUACCGAUGAACGUUGUCGCUCCACCUUCUUCACUUCCUCGUCAAUCAUCACCUUACACGCGACCACCAAUGUAUGAGAAAAACAAACGUAGUACAUACUCAAAUGAUCUGCGAAACAGUACUGCAAUUCCAAUUGCACCCUCGUCGACAACAACGGCACAGAUGUUACAACAGCCAGCUCCAGCCACAUCAACAAUGUAUGGUGCACAACAACCUCAACUUCAACAACAGUCUUUGUCAAUGUCGCAAGGACCAAUUAGACAGAAAAAGCGAAAACGUUUAACUGAAAAAGUCAUUCAUAAACAAAUACGUUCAUUAGUUCCUGAAUCACAAGCUUAUAUUGAAUUAUUACGUCUUGAGCAAAAACUCGAUACAACUUUAAUGCGUAAACGUCUUGAUCUACAAGAAACACUUAAACGUCCACAAAAAACAAAAAAAAAAUUACGUAUAUUUAUUAGUCAUCAAUAUCCUGUACGUUUUGAUCCAGAAAGUAAUCUCGAUGAAGACAACAUGGUUCAGUAUUGGGAAAUGCGAGUAGAAGGCCGUUUAUUAGAUGAUGCAUCAACGUCGAAAUAUGAUCAAGGAAAAACAAAACGAAAAUUUUCCUCAUUUUUUCGAAGUCUUGUAAUUGAAUUAGAUAAAGAUUUAUAUGGUCCAGAUAAUCAUUUGGUCGAAUGGCAUCGUACCAAUGCAACAUCAGAAACAGAUGGUUUUCAAGUUCGUCGUCCGGGAGAUCAAAAUGUAAAAUGCACAAUUUUAAUGUUACUUGAUCAUCAGCCUCAACAAUAUCGAUUAGAAAAUCGUUUAGCACGUUUACUUAGCUUAAGUAAUGGUACAAGACAGGCAAUUAUUCAUGCCAUGUGGCAAUAUAUCAAAACACAUAAAUUACAAGAUUCAGAAGAACGAGAGUUUAUUAAUUGUGAUGCACAUCUACAAUCAAUAUUUGAUUGUUCAAAAAUGAGAUUUUCUGAUCUACCAGGUAAAUUGAAUAAAUUAAUCUUACCUCCCGAACCGAUUAUUAUUAAUCAUACAUUAUGUAUUGAUGGUACUGAUCCAAAAAAACAUGCUUGCUAUGAUAUCGAUGUUGAAGUUGAUGAUCCUGUUCGUGAUACAAUGCGAACAUUUUUAUCACCACAAAAUACUCAUGAGUUAGAAGAACUCGAUGGCAAAAUUCUACAAUAUAUCGAUAGUAUUAAUCAAUUGAAACAGAGUCGUGAAUUUUAUUUGUCAUUUGCUGAUGAUCCACAAGGUUUUAUCUGUAAAUGGUUGGCAUCACAAUCGCGAGAUUUAAAAAUAAUGACCGAUCAAAAUGGUAACAUGGAAGAAGAGCGUCGUUCAGAAUAUUAUUAUGAACAAUGGUCAUUUGAAGCUGUUAGUCGAUAUUUUUACAAUAAAGUUCAACAAAAACGAGCUGAACUUGAACAAGCUCUUGGUAUUAGAAAUCAAUAA
Molecule: messenger RNA, 1527 nt
Organism: Didymodactylos carnosus
Lineage: Eukaryota; Metazoa; Rotifera; Eurotatoria; Philodinida; Philodinidae
Source: the annotation of a GenBank genome assembly